AUGACCACUGAACAAAAUAAAGAUUUAAUAGGAAUCAUGCUUAUCGGAACAAAACAUGCACAAAAUAGAGUUGUGAAAGAUCAUAUUUAUGUAUUGCAAAAUAUUGAUUCUUUAGAUAUUCAUAGAAUAAAAGAAUUAAAUGAAAUUAUAUCCGGUGACUUUGAUUUUGAAGAACAAAUUGGGAUAUGGGAUGGAGAAUUUCCUUUUGGUGAUGUAUUUUGGGUUUGCGGUGAUAUUUUUAAUCUUUUAAUUUCACCCACGAUCAAGACAAAAAGAAUUUUUUUAAUAACUGAUUGUGAUAAUCCCCAUCCAAUGAAUGAAUAUUUACGUAGUACUGCCAUAACUCGUGCAAAGGAUCUCAUUGAAUCAAAAAUUGGUAUAAACAUUUUUGGCAUUAAUACUAAAGCUGGUGAAUUAUUUAAUUUGGAUGCGUUUUAUACUGAAAUAUUAUCAUUGAACAAUGAUAUUACCAAUUAUUCAUUUGUGAGUACAUUCAAGGAUUAUAAAAAAAUGGCAUCUCAAAUUAAGAGUAAAGAAGUGCCAAGAAGAUCCACUUUUUCAAUUCCAUUUCGUUUAUUUGAAGACGAUUCAUUAGAAUUAACAAUUGGUAUUAAAGGAUAUUCAACGAUAAUUGUAAAGAAGAAACCUGCAUAUAAAUAUGUACAUAUGAGAUCAGAGACUGCUCGUAUAGCAGAAAUGAAAACAGAAUGGAUUUGCAGUAUAAGAACAUUUACAGCGCUACACAAAAAAAUGCUUGAAUUGAAUAAAAUAGCUAUAUGUUUUAUGACACGUGUUGUCGGACGUCCACCAUGUUAUGUUGCACUCAAACCACAAGCAGAAGUUUUAGAUGAAGAUGGUCGACAUGUUGAAUCCCCAGGAUUUCAUUUAUUGACUUUGCCAUUUGCAGAAGAUAUUCGAUCUCAUCAUCCAAAUGUAAACAUUUCUCCUGUUUUAGAAAGAUAUUAUCAUAUUUUAAAACAAAUAGCACUUGAUGAAAAUUCAUCAUUUGAGAAACCUGAUGCAACUUUACCAAAAUAUUCACUUAUAGACCAGAAUGUUGGUGGAUUAAUCGAAGAAUUUAAUAAGGUAACAAGAAAUUUAGAAUCAAAUCAAAUAAAUUUAACAUCGUUAUCACUAGCAGAGCCAACAGAAACUUCUUCAACAUCUCAUCGUGCUAACUCGCUAUGA
This is a messenger RNA of Entrophospora sp. SA101, 1188 nucleotides long. Lineage: Eukaryota; Fungi; Glomeromycota; Glomeromycetes; Entrophosporales; Entrophosporaceae. The record is from the annotation of a GenBank genome assembly.